This is a messenger RNA of Cryphonectria parasitica EP155, 2610 nucleotides long. RefSeq lists its product as uncharacterized. The record is from RefSeq and is a predicted model, not a curated record. The transcript is spliced from 2 exons. Lineage: Eukaryota; Fungi; Ascomycota; Sordariomycetes; Diaporthales; Cryphonectriaceae. The annotation marks the transcript as partial. Gene Ontology annotation, molecular function: four-way junction helicase activity; four-way junction DNA binding; ATP binding. Gene Ontology annotation, biological process: double-strand break repair via synthesis-dependent strand annealing; interstrand cross-link repair; replication fork reversal.
AUGGACUCUGAUGGAUGGGAUGGCGAUAUUGCGGACGAGGAUCUCAUCAGUGCCCUCACGCAGCCUUCCCAGAAACAGACAGACACCGCUCCGGGUAUAAGCAUCAGUGGUCAUGCGUCUUCAUUCGUGACAGCGCCAAGGACAGCGUCUAGCAGCCCUGCAAAGUCGACCGAGUUACAUAAUGGCAUACCACCAUCAUUAGGAAGAGCCCACCGUGACCAGUCUCGCGUAGAGCAUCUGGAUGGGUUACCUGCAGAUGCCUUCGAUAGCUCCCCUGUUCAGCAAAGAGUCAGCCCAAUACAACGGAGCAACUCGUCGCAGGCCUUCCGCCAAACAACGCUUUGGGGGCACGCCCUCGAUCAUGAUGAGCCGUCUCAACAGCCGCAGACGCAAUCCAGGAGGAUGUACCGGGCUGAUAUGCCCCCAGAAGCUCCGACACACCACAAGCUGAACCAAGAUGCACUGAAGACUUGGGUCUACCCAACGAACCUCGGUCCCGUACGAGACUACCAGUUCAGCAUCGUCAAGAACGGACUGUUCAACAAUACCUUGGUGGCGCUGCCAACUGGUCUGGGAAAGACGUUCAUUGCAGCCACGGUCAUGCUGAAUUUUUUUCGGUGGACCAAAGAUGCGAAGAUCAUUUUCGUCGCACCGACCAAACCUCUCGCCUCUCAACAGGUCGAGGCAUGUUUGAACGUGGCAGGCAUUCCUCGAUCUCAAGCAACUCUAUUGACUGGUGAAAUCUCGCCUUCUCUCCGUGAAGGCGAGUGGGAGAAGAAAAGGCUUUUCUUCAUGACUCCGCAGACGCUGCAAAACGAUCUAUCCAAGGGGUACGCGGACCCGAAAUCGAUCGUGCUCCUUGUUAUUGACGAGGCUCAUCGAGCAACUGGGGACUACGCAUACGUGAAGGUGGUUGAAUUCAUUCGGAGGUUCAACCCAAGUUUUCGAGUACUCGCUCUUACUGCUACCCCUGGCUCCACUGUCGAGGGCGUUCAGGCCGUCAUCGACAGCCUCGGAAUCUCAGACAUAGAAAUCCGAACGGAGGAGUCUAUUGACAUCCGCCAGUAUGUCCAUGCUCGCGAGGUGACUCCGAUCAUCCUCCAGCCGUCAGACGAAAUGCUGCGGGUCCAGGAAUUGUUCUCCAAAGCUCUGCGACCACUCUGCAACAAACUUGCUCAGGUCAACAAGUGGCUGGCGCGAGACCCAAUGACAUUGACAGUGAUGGGCCUGCGAGAGGCGCAGAAACAAUGGGCUUUGGGGGCUGGAAGUCGUGCAAAUCAAGCCACCAAAGGCAUGAUAAUGGCCGUUUUCGCUAUCCUGCAAAGCCUGGCGCAUGCCAUCAAGCUGCUCAACUACCACGGAAUCGUGCCAUUCUACAACAAAAUGGUCGACUUUAGAUCUGAGGUUGAGGGCCAAGGCAGCAAGGGCUCGAAGAAUAAGAGACAGCUUGUCGAAGAUGAAAAUUUCCAGGAAAUGAUGCUUGUUAUUGACAAAUGGCGGAGACUGGAUAAUUUUGUCGGCCACCCAAAGCUGUCCUACCUAUGUGAGAACUUGCUGAAUCAUUUCAUGGAUGCGGGGCAAGGUUCGAGUACUCGUGCCAUCGUUUUCAGCGAGUACAGAGACAGUGCCGAGGAGAUUGUGCAAACCUUGAACAAGCACAAACCUAUGAUAACGGCGUCUAUCUUUGUUGGACAAGCGGAUUCAAAGAGGAGCGAAGGCAUGAAACAGAAACAGCAGAUUGAGACCAUCGAGAAAUUCAGAGCUGGACAGUUCAACGUCCUAGUGGCCACCUCGAUCGGGGAGGAAGGAUUGGAUAUCGGACAGGUCGACUUGAUCAUCUGUUACGACGCUUCAGCAUCUCCAAUUCGCAUGCUGCAGCGCAUGGGUCGCACUGGCAGAAAGCGGGCUGGCAACAUCACUCUGCUCCUGAUGGAAGGCAGAGAAGACGAGCAGUACAGGAAGGCUAAAGACAACUACGAAAAGAUGCAGCGAUUCAUCUGCGAAGGAACCCGUUUCAAUUUCCGCAACGACCUGUCCUCGAGAAUCCUGCCCAGGAAUGCCAAACCCGAAGUCGACAAGCGCAUGGUCGUCAUACCGAUCGAGAAUACCCAGGAUACUUCGCUACCAGAGCCGAGAAAAAAGGCCGGCGUACGGAAGAAGGCAACGCAGAAAAAAUUCCAUAUGCCGGAUGGUGUCGUUACAGGUUUUAUGACAGCCUCCGAAUUUGGACGCGCUGGUACUGCUACGGCGAGAUCAAAAUCAAAAGGACCAGAGGAAGUCGACAUCCUGGCCGAGAUCCCGCUUCUGGAUGUUGUUCUGCUUGAUCAUAGGCAGACUGAUGAGCUGAAUCACACGUACCGGAACCUCCCGUCUCAUCGUACCUGCCGGGAGCACAUCACGGGGCCCGAUCUAGGUGCACAAUCGAAAGCUCAGGCGAGAUUGGGGCCGGUGGUCAAGCUCAAGCAUGGUGCACACACGAAACGAUGCGUGAAGUUGUUCAAGAAACUAGCAAAGGCUCAAUCACCGCUAGAGCGCCACCUGCGCCCAUACGAUGAUACGGAGCGGUUGUUGUACAGACAAAUUCCCUUGCCCGGCUUCGCAGAAGACAGC